ACAAUCCCAUAAGAAAACGCUUUGUUAGCCCCCCCCCCUUUAACGUUAGCUUGCUACCGGUCCGUUUGCUAUCUGAUCCAGCUAACUGGGUAGUUAGCCGGUAUGAGAACAUAACCUCUUAAAUGGGGGAUAAGCUCUGGUCUUCUUGGCCCCUUGCAGUGUAGGAACUUGUAAGAUUAGUUUAGCAAGAGAAUAAACAUUAACUUAACGCUAACACUAAUCCAGCUAGCUGCCUUUUGUCAUUAUUUCCUGUUACAGGUUUCCAUGGGAACGUAAUUAAAGUGUUAUCUCUCAUUUAAAAAGCAUUAAACAGUCUCAAUACCUCUUACCUGUGUAUAACUUUAUGUAACCAUGAAAGGUUAACAAAAUCUCCUUUAAACAGGAGUGUAUUGGCAACAAAUAGCAGCAAAUAGGACACAGGUUAUAAAACAUGUAAUUUAUAAUAAAUUACAUGAAAUCUAUCUGUUUAAUCAUUUUACCUGCUGCACUUUUAGUUUGUGUUAUAUGCUCUUUAUCAUAUGUUUUAUUUAUUUCUAUAUUUGUUGCACGUCCAGAUCCCAUGUUGGAUUUGAUCUCUGCCUUUUCUUCUGUGUUACAUGUAGGUUGUGUUAAUGACAGAAUAAAACCAAACCGAACUUAAAGCUCCAUAUGUCACCCAUUCAUUGUAGCUGUUCACAUGUAAAACGAGAAAACAAUGAAUUGAUCAACUAUUUUAAUAACUGAUUUAAUUUCAUGCACAUUUCCAGCAUCUUAAAUGUGAGGAUGUGAUGCUUUAGUAAACUGAAUAUCUUUGGCUUUCGGUCUGUUGGUUGCAAAUCAAGACAUUUUGUAUCGCAAUCCUUAAUUUUUGCGUGCUGCUAUUUAUUGAAAACUGUUUUGGAAAACAGUACCCACAUUGAUUUGUCCCACUUCAUAUUAUUGCAUGGCACAGCUUUCUUGACCGCCCCUUGCUGCCCUGACAUCCAUGAAGCCAUACUGCUGGGCAUAACACCCAACACAACAAUAAUACCGUUUGGAUUCAUUUAUUGUGUUUUAAAAGAGCACAUGUAAUUUAAUAACUAACUUUAUCUCUCAUGCGAGCUGUCUGAGGCCCAGCACCCAGUAACCUCUCGUCUAGUUUUGAAACUUGGUUAAAGUCUUUGAGACUCGAGUGUACAUCUUGUUCCAGUCCAGUGAGUGUGGGCCUGUCCAUCUGCAUGGUCUCACCUCCUAGCACAAACGUCACAACAGAAGAAGAGACGUCCCCCUCACCCCACCAGACCCUCGGCCUGCCAACUAUAGUGCUAUUAUAGUUCAAGCAAAGGCUAAUUGUUGGUCACUUACAAAGGAUUGCACAGUCUAAGUCUUUGGACGGUAAUGCUGUCUCUUUCUACUAAGAGAAGAUGGCACUGGUUGUGGUUGGUGCACUCCUGUCCCUGUCCUGCUGGGUCUCUCUCUACUUUAUCUUGUGCAACAUUAACCGGUCCAGGAGCUACGAGUGGAACUGUCGCCUCGUCACCCUGGUACAUGGCAUCCUGGCAAUCUGCACCACAGCAUACAUAGGCUAUGUGGAUGGACCCUGGCCUUUCACUUAUCCAGGUACUAAGAACACCCCUCUGCAGAUAAGUGCCAUGGUGCUCAGCCUGGGCUACUUCAUUUUUGAUAUGGCCUGGUGUGUGUACUUCCGCACAGAGGGACCCGUUAUGCUGGCCCACCACACAAUGAGCAUCCUGGGAAUCCUGUUGACCCUGUGGUUGGGGGAGUCUGGCAUCGAGGGCUGUGCUGUCCUCUUUGGCAGUGAAAUCACCAACCCCCUCCUGCAGGCACGCUGGUUCCUCAAACAGACAGGACAUUACGGGACAUGGCUGGGGAACGUUGUGGACAUCUUGUUUGUGCUGCUGUUUGUGGUGAUGCGAAUCUUUGUAGGAGGCACAAUGCUGUACUGUGAGCUGAUCUCCCCAAGACCCAGAUUCUUUAUCAAGUGUGGGGGAGUGGCCAUGUACGCUCUAUCCUGGGUGUUUAUGGUGGACAUUGUUCGAUUUGCCAUUCGGAAGAGCAAGAGCUGGCACAAGCCGCAGAGAGACCAACAAGAGACAGUGGCAGCUAAUGGCCAUGAAGGGAAGAAGGACUAAUCGGCUUGUAUCGCUCGAAAGGAAAUCAGUUCACAAUUUCACUUUGGACGUGCAAGGGAAAGUGCAACAAAAAUCAUUAGUUAAACUGAGAAAAAAGAAAGGUAUUUCAAACUCAUAGUUUGCUAUGUCAAGAAGCAUCUGUCUGUAACGUCCAGCACAUGUGCAUUUUUAAAAAACUCUUUUUUUUUUUUUAUGCAGUUAUUGCAGCUGAACACAUUUGUGUAAAAUGUGCAGCUAACAAACAACACAGAUGUAGUUUAUGUCACUAAAAACCAAAGCACUUUGUAUAAAUACAUGAACAGAUGUUGCUUUCAGUUGCAGUGAACUAUGGCCUAGUCAUAUGUGGUGGUGGUGGUUGUUGCUUUGAAGGAAAGCUCAAUGUUAGGAAAUAAACUGUUUACAUGUCAUGCCCUAGGUACUUGUGAAACAUUUUAGUUAUUAAAAAAGUUAGGAUUGGUUUUCCUUGUAAUCCUGUGGGUUUUUUUGGCGCAUGUAAAACUUGCAGAUGUGAAAGGUAUACUCAGGGAGAUGAAGUCAUAACAGAAAGUCAGGGUGAAUUCCAGAGAAAUGUGUGUGAUGUGUUUGAUUACUUUGUUUAUAGUAAUUCCUGAUAAAAACAUUUAUCAUUUAUUAUACUGUGUCAUGUGAAGGGAUUCAUGGGAAAGAACCUCUCAAUUACGUAGUUCUACACUGGUAAUGCUAUUUGGAUACUUAUGUAAACUAUAAAUGUCAUCAGAUGUUUGGUGUCAGAAUUUGUACUUUAUUUAGUAUUUUAAGUUGGCUGUGUGAACGUAGACCUGCAUGACUUACUUUAAUCUUUUUGACAAAAGUCAGACAAAAGAUCUGUACGCUGUACUGAUAGCUCCGACUUCAUUGAAUUUAACAGUCAUUUUACAGUCUCACAGAGAUCUUGUCAAGCAAGACUUGACAAUUGAAUGUAGUUUAUUGUGAGCUAUCUGUACAGUGUUCUGCUCCUUUGUCUGACUUCUGUUUCCUUUUUUUUAUCCAGAACCUUUAAACAUUUUUCAGAUGUAUGUUCUCUACACUCUGUUUGCCUGAAUCUUUGAGACGAACAUACCGUCAGGACCAAUCAGGUAGUCUCUGACUUGACUUGCAAUCAUGCAUGCAACCUCAACCCUUUUGUUUCUCUCCCCUAAAGUUUUAGAUAUCUCCAUUAAAUCUUUACACAAGUCAGCUACACACACACACACAACUAGGGCUGGGCAAUAGUUAUCAUUGAUCAGUUUUCAGUGGAAUCAUCAUGGCGAGAUGAUAUCCUCAUAUCACGUUGUUGUUUUAAAAAGUUGUCCACUGUAAUAAUUCCAAACAUACUAACAUACAAAAAUAGCUAUUUAAGUUUAAGUUAAGUGUGAGGUGUUCUGUAUGAGUUGUAGUAAUUUAUGUGUGAUUUUUGCCUACAUUUGCCACAAGGUGAUUAGAAAAAUAUUCAUCUUAAUAUUACGAUAUUGAUUUAAACCCUUUUGGCCAGACGCAACGCACAAGUGCAUCAUGGGAUGAAGGCCGGUAACUUGAUAUGUGUGGAAAAUAUUACGAUUUUGCCCCCUCCGUGACUGGAUUUGUUUCUCGUAAAGAAAGUUACCAAACUACCAGCUCUCAUCUUUGUGCUGAGACUAUAUAUAUCAGAGUUCUUAUUAUUAUGACCACAUCCUGUUUGUUGUUUUAGUGCACAUGGGUCUCCACAGUAGUGUGCUAAAACACUUUUCAUUCCUUUGUUUUCCCAUUUAUAUUUGAUUUAAUGUGUUGCUCUCAUAGGUCUGUUUACAUGGCUGCCACUGUUAAGAAUCAUGUGAGCAUCACCAUUAUAUCCAAGACAGUAAAACUCUAACUUGAGUGUGCCUUAGUUAUCUGAAUGUACUUCCCUAAUUUUUUGUUUGGUCUUUAUGUUGUGAUGUACUGUAAACCCUCCAACGUAAGCGUAGGAGUAAUUAAGAACCAUUUUCAGUUUGGGGUUUUAUGAUUCGCCUUUUGUAAUCCCUGCGUGAAGUGAAAUAAAGAUGCGAUAGACUGUU
This is a messenger RNA of Dicentrarchus labrax (European seabass), 4141 nucleotides long. It is a transcript of the gene tlcd5a, whose product is annotated as TLC domain containing 5a. The transcript has 3 exons. Gene Ontology annotation, cellular component: membrane. The record is from RefSeq and is a predicted model, not a curated record. NCBI's taxonomy places the organism in Eukaryota, Metazoa, Chordata, Actinopteri, Moronidae. Bases 1383 to 2111 code for a protein of 242 amino acids.